Anopheles moucheti is the source of this 3801-nucleotide messenger RNA. RefSeq lists its product as uncharacterized. Bases 1 to 3801 code for a protein of 1266 amino acids. Gene Ontology annotation, biological process: DNA integration. The record is from RefSeq and is a predicted model, not a curated record. The transcript has a single exon. Gene Ontology annotation, molecular function: nucleic acid binding. Lineage: Eukaryota; Metazoa; Arthropoda; Insecta; Diptera; Culicidae.
AUGAGCACCAAGCUUGCUAAUAGGUUAGCUUUGAAGCACGAUCCUAUCAGCAUCACUCUUAUCGGUGCGGGUCAUUCUUCCACCCCUGUGCGAAAAUCGGUGCGUGCGAAGAUAUCUUCCCGAACGAGCCCGUAUGAGCUGAAUGCUGAUUUUUUGAUAGUUGACAAUUUGAUCGGGGAUUUGCCAGCGCAUGAUGUGCGCACCGAUGAAUGGCAAAUACCGCCGAAUUUCAUUCUUGCCGACCCCCAGUUCAAUAAGUCGGCACCGCUCGAUCUCAUCCUCGGUGCCCGGCAUUAUCAUGAAUUCUUCCAAAGCGGGGCUCAAUAUCGAAUUUCUAUCCAUCUUCCGGUCCUUAUGGAGAGUAUGUUCGGGUGGAUCGUGAGCGGUUCAGCAUCUAUCCCGAAUAUUAAUAAUGAUGCAUCCUACGCCUCUUCCGUUGUUUGCAUGAGCACGCUCGAUGAAACCCUCGAGCGAUUCUGGAAAAUGGAAGAGCUACACGUUAGAGAUGGCCUUUCACCUGAAGAACGGUAUUGCGAAAAUUUAUACCUAGAUACGACACAACGAGACGAUACAGGUCGUUAUAUUGUUCGCUUACCAAAGAAGUCAGACUUUAAAGAAAAGCUCGGAUUAUCGAAAUCAUCGGCCCUACGACGCUUCACUAUGCUCGAAAGACGAUUAGAACGCGAUCCUCGUAUUAAGGCAGCAUACCACGAAUUCAUGCGAGAGUAUUUGGAGCUAGGACAUAUGUCACUACUGCGAGCUCCAGAUGACGAUGAAUCAGCAUACUAUCUGCCGCACCAUCCCGUUUUUAAGGCGUCGAGUUCUACAACAAAAACAAGAGUGGUAUUUGACGGCUCUGCAAAAACCUCUUCAGGAUACUCCCUGAACGAUAUGUUAUGUGUGGGUCCAGCAGUUCAGGAUGAAUUACUAGACAUCAUCCUUCGAUUUCGCACAUACAAAGUGGCUGUUGUUGGCGAUAUCGCUAAAAUGUAUCGCCAAAUUCUGCUUCAUCCCGAUGACAGAAACUACGUCCGCAUUUGCUUCCGAUUUACUCCCCAUUCACCGAUCCAGUAUUACGAGCUGAACACCGUAACGUAUGGUUUAUCCCCUUCAUCCUUCUUGGCAACUCGAACAUUGCAACAGCUUGCCGACGAUGAGGGUACCGCGCAUCCGGUUGCCGCAGACGCUCUGAAGAACAACUUUUACGUUGACGAUUUCAUCGGGGGUGCAGAUUCCAUUGAAAGUGCUCGUCAUCUACGGUUAGAACUAAGUGAAUUAUUGUCGAAAGGUGGAUUCGAAUUAAGAAAGUGGACUUCCAACCGGUUAGAAGUACUUACCGGUCUAGCAUCGGAUCAGAUCGGAACACAGUCAGCUUUACAAUUCAUGCCCGACGAAACGAUUAAAGCUCUCGGCAUUUCGUGGGAGCCUGAACACGACGUACUAUCAUUUCCGUCCGCGAUUUACACCGACACAACAUGUACUACUAAAAGAACGAUUCUUUCUAGCAUAGCCCGCAUGUUCGAUCCGCUUGGUCUAGUGGCUCCAAUAGUUGUUCGCUCAAAAAUAAUGAUGCAGGAGCUAUGGUUACAGAAAGCUGGCUGGGACGAUCCCGUUCCUGAUUCUAUCUGCAAGAAAUGGAAAGAUAUUCAACAUGAUUGGCCACUUUUAUCCAGUUUCAAAAUAGAUCGUUAUGCUCUAUUACCUGGUAGUCGAUUGCAGCUACAUACCUUUUGUGAUGCAUCUGAAGCAGCCUACGGAGCCUGCAUCUAUGUUCGUUGCGAAGGUGCGCAAGGACGGGUUCGCAUCACUCUACUUGCAUCCAAGUCACGAGUGGCACCGCUUAAGCGUGUCACGCUUCCACGGCUUGAACUGUGCGCUGCGGUAUUAGGCGCUCAUCUUUACGAUCGAGUCAAGAAGGCGAUGGGACUAACUGCAGCAGAAUCAUACUUUUGGUCCGAUUCGACUGUCACCCUUAAGUGGAUCGGUGGCUCACCUAACACUUGGGCGACGUUUGUAGCUAAUCGAGUGGCCGAGGUGCAACACUACAUACAUCCACGACAGUGGAGGCAUGUUCCCGGUUCAACAAAUCCUGCAGAUCUGGUAUCACGCGGCAUGGCAGCGGUGGAUUUCCUGAAGAGCAAGCUAUGGAGUUCCGGCCCUGAAUGGUUGGCGUUAUCUUCAUCUCAAUGGCCCGACUUCUGCCCUGAACCGGACGAGAACGCAAAUCUCGAGAUUCGUAAGGUGAGCGCUGCCUUUACUAACUCUGUCACUAAUCAUCCUUGGUUUACGAUGUGUUCCAGCUACACGCGAUUGUUGCGUAUUAUUGCACUCUGCAUUCGCUUCACACGUAACGUCAAGGAGAAAGCACGAACUCAGCAAACAUCGCUACGCAUCACUACACCAUUGAGCAUCACUCCCGAGGAUACCGAAGCUGCUAAAACUGUGCUAUGUCGCUUAGCACAGCAAGACGAAUUUACAACCGAGCUAAAGCAAUUGACUAAGGGUGAAGCAAUCGCAAAGCAAUCACCGUUACGAAGACUAAACCCAUUCCUCGAUGAACAAGGAAUAUUGCGUGUGGGAGGACGAUUGAAGCUAUCGCAACUUCCAUACCAAUCGCAACACCCCAUUGUGCUUCCCAAGAAUCACAAAUUUGGCGAGCUCAUCGCGGCCUACCAUCAUGAGAAGCUCAUGCAUGGCGGCGGACGACUGCUACUCUCCCAAAUACGUGAAACGUAUUGGCCACUAGAUGGAAGACACCUAGUGAAGAGAAUCGUAAGGAACUGCUUCCGUUGCAUACGCCAAGAACCCCGCCUGGAGGAACAACAAGUCGGCCAACUCCCACCACCGCGCGUCACUCCCAGCCGGCCUUUUUCUGUUACCGGAGUAGAUUACGCUGGCCCUUUCUACUUGAAGCCUGCGCACCGGCGUGCAGCGGCGGCGAAGAGCUACUUGUGCGUCUUCGUGUGCUUCGCAACGAAGGCAGUCCACUUAGAACUGGUUGGGGACCUCACUACCGCGGGAUUCUUAGCGGCCUUACGUCGCUUCACAUCCAGGCGCGGAUUACCUGCACACAUACACUCGGACAACGGAAAAAACUUUGAAGGAGCCGCGCACGAGCUCCGUGAACUUUUCCACAUGUUCCGCGAUGAACAGCAGCAACACAUCAUCGCCAAUGAAUGUGCCAACAAGGGAAUCACUUGGCAUUUUACCCCUCCCAAGGCUCCCCACUUCGGCGGAUUGUGGGAAGCAGCGGUAAAAACGGCCAAGCGACAUCUUUACCGACAUCUAGGCAGCACUAGACUGUCCUACGAGGGAUUCAGCACCAUCCUUCAGCAGAUAGAGGCCGCAAUGAAUUCACGACCUUUAUUGCCCACCUCAGACGACCCGAACGAUUUGGCAGCACUUACCCCAGCGCAUUUCCUCAUCGGCACAUCCAUGCAUUCGGUUCCUACUCCAGAUUACACUGGAUUGAAGAUGUGUACACUUGAUGAACUCCAAAAGUGGCAACUGAUGUUCCAACGUUUCUGGAAACAUUGGACAUCGGAGUAUCUACAAGAAUUGCAAAAGGACAACAUGAGGCAUCACCGAACCAAUGAUAUACUACCUGGACGAUUAGUCAUCCUGAUGGAUGAAUCCCUACCAACAACCCGAUGGCCCCUCGCACGCAUCAUCGACGUUCAUCCGGGCCAGGACCAACUCACACGAGUGGUUAAACUAAAAACCGCUAAGGGGAUCCUCACACGUCCGAUCACAAAGAUUUGUAUUUUACCACUCGCCGCUGACCCGAACACCACGUGCUAA